AUGCCGCCACCACAAAUAUGCCGCCUCGCUCGAAAUGAUGAUAACCUGAGAGUUGAGCUUCGUCGUGUGAGUGAGGCAGCCGGAGGCCCAACCUUUCCUCUUACCCCAUCUCUCCCCAAACCCCUAAUCCCCAAAAUAUCGAUAAUGCACUUGCAACUUCUCUGGUUUUACGGGAUGUUCAUGGGUGGGAUGGUAUUUAGUCAUAUAGCUAGAGAUAGAGAUAGAGACAGCGAGAGAUUUAUACUAACCAUAUACAUGACACAAGUAGCAAGAUCAAAAUCGAGGUCGAAGAAGUACAAAUCGUCAUCUUCAGACGAGGACAGUAUAGAGAAUCUUUUGUACUAUAAGGAUUGCCAGCGGCAGGGCAAGACGGAGGCUACACCGAAACCAAUGCCACUGCGGUACGAGGCUCCGCCACCCACACCACCACCGCCUCCCAGGCAGCCAGACUGUCCAUUCCCGAAGAUGUGCUGCGCUAUGACCUGCGCCAACGAAUGCAGCGUUGGUGGGCCCAACCCAACACCAGCUUUCGUGAACAGACAAAUGGAACCCUUCAACAACAUCCAACCCAUCCAACCUUUACAACCGAUUCCUCAACAACCUCAUCAGCCAGGAAUGGGUAUUCAACAGCAAAUGAUACAACGAAGAAAGAAGAAGGUCAAGUUCCAGCCAAACAAAAUACAAAUGCCACAGCAGACAAGAAGAGACCUUUCAGGCUUCACUAAAGAGAAGAUAAAAGGCUUGAUCGCCCAGGACAAUGAUAUCAGGAAGAUUUUAAAGGAUUUGGUCAGGGUCACUAUGCAGAAGGUGGACCUGUUAGACAUGUUAAACUCGAAUAAAAGAGACGAUGAAGAGGUCACAGAAAUUACAUCACCAACUUCUUUGUUUGAUUUAGAGGAAUACGACGAAUGA
This is a messenger RNA of Spodoptera exigua (beet armyworm), 912 nucleotides long. NCBI's taxonomy places the organism in Eukaryota, Metazoa, Arthropoda, Insecta, Lepidoptera, Noctuidae. The record is from the annotation of a GenBank genome assembly.